UCAGAUGGUGCAAGUGUCAGCUCCGACGAGAUCAUCUACACGCCCCCCGAAUCCGUUUGCAGCAUGGCUUCCUCAACCGGCGACAACAUCUCACCCCCAGCUCCAGGCGUCACUGUAACCGCAUCCCACGGCACACUCCCCAGCUCCAAGUACGAGAACGUCAGCGGUGCAGCAUCCAACAUCAGCAAGCGCGAGUACAUCUACUUCCUGCCGUACCCCCUGCCUGCCGGCACCGAAAUCCCAUACUCAAUCUACCUCCCCGAGAAAAACCCACUGAACCUGCCGUCCCACCAAUUCGAGCCUACCAGCACCCUCGUGCUGACCAGCCCGCUGCGCACCUUUGUCGAUAUACGCGUGUACAAGCCGUUUGACACUGCGACAGCGGCGUCCGCCAACAGCGCAAACCAAGGUUCGCUGCAGCGCCUCGAAUGGGCAUUCGCAGGGAGUUCAACGUCUGUCCCUGUGCAGUCUGACGGCAAGGAGCAGCAGACAGACUGGGAAAACGUGACGCAUUCGACGUGGACGCACUGGCUCGAUUCACGCUUCCCCGUCGGCGACCCGGACAUCCCCACGGACGAGGGCGACAUGUAUCCGCUUGCAGAUGAUCUCACGCUCGAAGUGGGACAUGCGUUUCACCCUGCGCUUGAGGCGGUCAAGACGCAUGAGGAGAUGUGGAGGGAUGUCGAGGUUGUGUCUACGUCGGAGUCGCAGACGAUGGUUUGCGUGGUAAUGCGCUGCCAGGAUGAUGCGGCGGGCGUGAGGGGCGUCGUGGUGCGUGUGGGGCAGUAUGUCCAGGGUAUAGUGAUACAGGGUGAAGCGGUGACGGCAGAGCGGUGGGAGUGGGACGCAGAGAGGCAAGGAGAGCAAGAGGCAGCAAAAUGGCAGAGGACAGUCAGGGUUGGAAAUUCGUUUUUACCCUGCGCAGUGUGCUUUCGACCGGGGGCUUUGGCAGUAGGAGGCAAGGUCCGGUUUCGCGCGUUGGAAUGGGUGGUGGAGGAGGUUUGGGAGUGGACAUAACAUCGGAUCUUG
Messenger RNA from Exserohilum turcica Et28A, 1029 nucleotides. RefSeq lists its product as uncharacterized. The transcript has a single exon. Bases 64 to 1017 code for a protein of 317 amino acids. The record is from RefSeq and is a predicted model, not a curated record. NCBI's taxonomy places the organism in Eukaryota, Fungi, Ascomycota, Dothideomycetes, Pleosporales, Pleosporaceae.